CGAGAAAGCCGUGCUGUGGCGAGUGAGUAUGUUUGCUACAAAAUUCGAAUAGUAAUCAGUUAUUCCUUGGCUCGGCAUAACGUCUGUUGGAGCGCCGCGCUACGAAACACUUUUCGUUUUAAUGUAAAGUUUAUUUUAAUAAUACUUGGAUACAAAAAACUUUAAAUGGAAUUAAAGCACUCAAUGUUAUUUUAUAGCUUUAAGGCGAGAUGUGACAUGUGUUCUGUGAUAGUGAGAAUUGUUUGAAAUGUGGACCUUCUUGAAGGAAUAGCCGUUCUUAAUGAAUCUAAGCUCGAAGGUAAUGCGAGGAGAAAUAACGGGGAUAUGUUUGCUGAUUGGUACUUUGGCGCUCAGUCCAGUGCUGGGUAGCGGUGCCUGCGAGCGAGGCAAAACCUGGUGGAACCCUGAGCUGAGCAACUGCGUUCUUUGCACUCGAUGCGACCCCAGACUCCUCGCAGUCAAAUACCCCUGCGAAGUUCACAGAGACACUAUUUGCCAACCUUUACAUGAGGUUCGCAUCUGGCCCUUCAACACUUCGAUUCGCAAAGACAAUGAUUCGAGCGCGAGUGAAUCUGAUGAUUACGAUUAUUAUGAGUACAAGGAUUACAGCGGUGAAGUGAAUGACAGUUCUAAUGAGUGGGGUGUACAAGCAUCAACAUUAGCGUUAGCGGCAAGUGGUUGUGUUGUGUUCUUUGUGGUCGUUGUGACGCUCUCCUUGUACCAUGCGAGGCAGUGGAGGCUUCUCAAACAAGCGCUUAAGUCAGAUGUAGAAGAGUUGUCAGCAAAGCUGAGACUUAUGGAGUCGGGGGAGGCGCCGGCCGAGCCAAUCGUGUCCACCGAUCACCAUCUCUACUGCAAUAUACACUUCGCCAAAGAUGCCUUAAUAGGUCCCGGAGCUAAGGGGUGGGGUAACGUGUACACGCAAGGACACUCGCCCUGACACCACCGAGCAUGAAGUACAAGCGAACCUCGCGCGUAUUGAUAGCAGACAUAUUUUGUAAAACGAAAUAAACAAGUUAAUAGUA
Molecule: messenger RNA, 1025 nt
Organism: Leptidea sinapis
Lineage: Eukaryota; Metazoa; Arthropoda; Insecta; Lepidoptera; Pieridae
Gene: wgn
Product: tumor necrosis factor receptor superfamily member wengen
Exons: 4
Coding region: 281-940 (219 amino acids)
Molecular function (GO): protein binding
Source: RefSeq, a predicted model, not a curated record